Messenger RNA from Diabrotica balteata, 2954 nucleotides. The record is from the annotation of a GenBank genome assembly. Lineage: Eukaryota; Metazoa; Arthropoda; Insecta; Coleoptera; Chrysomelidae.
AAACUCAUGGCUCUGAGCGCUGACUCGGUAAACAGUUUGUAACUGUAAUCUAAAUUGAAAUUAUAAUUAAAAAUUAUCAAAAAUUGUGUGAAAGCCUGUAUUAAAAUACAAUGUUUAAUUGAGUGUGUGUUUUCUUAUAAACGCAACAAGGAUAAUAUAACACUUUGGUUAGAAACAUGAAAGUAAAACAAGAAAAUGUAUUAUUGAUAUAGAAUACAAAUUAAAUAUAUCCAUGAGUAAAACAGAACAUAGAUAUGGCAGAUUUAUUUAAAAAUGAACCUGAAAAUGUAGCUUUUCAAUCUACCGAGGAAGAACAAGUAAAACCCAAGUAUCAUUCAAACCAAAUACAAACAGAACAAUGCAAUAAUGAUUUGAAAUUUGAGUCAACUGAAAAUGACUUUAAGUAUCAAAUCUUACAUACUGAAGACAUGGAAUUUAAGCCAAAUAUAAUAUAUGAUACCCCAAAAGAUGAAGAAAUAAAUGAAAAAGGUGUUCAUUCUUUAGUUGUUGUAAAGGAUAGUAUGGUUAGUGAUGUGUUGGGGGAUCGAGAAAAGAAGCCGUUCCAAUGCACAAUUUGCCUGAAACAAUACAGCCUAAGUCAAAAUCUUGACCGCCAUUUUUUAACAUUACACAAAGGUAUAAAACGCUUCCAAUGUAGGAUCUGUUGGAAGAGAUUCACUACAAAAGGAUCUCUCACUUAUCAUAUUCGAAUUCAUUCUGGAGAGACGCCUUUUAAAUGUAAAGUUUGUCCGCGACAGUUCAGAAAUAUACAUGCAUUGAAAAAACAUAUGAGGUUACAUACUGGCGAAAACCUUCUAAAAUGUCAAUAUUGUUCUAAACAGUUUACAAACACCUAUAAUUUUCAAAGUCACUUAUAUACACAUUCUGAAGAAAAACCAUUCCAAUGCACAAUUUGCUUCAAACAGUUCACAACAAACACGAGUCUAAAUCGCCAUUUAUUUUACCACAAAGGAUUAAAACCCUUCGAAUGUGCGAUCUGUUCAAAAAGAUACACUACAAAAGCAGCUCUCAUUUAUCAUAUUCGAUCUCAUUCUGGAGAGACACCUUUUCAAUGUAAAAUUUGUCCGAAACAGUUCAAAGCGAAAUAUUUAUUAAACAGACAUAUGAGAGUACACACUGGUGAAAAUCCAAAAUGUGAAUAUUGUUCUAGACAAUUUAGACAAAACUAUUUACUUCAAAGACAUCUACAGAUGCAUAUUGGAGACAAGCCUUUUGAAUGUGAUAUUUGUUAUGAAAAGUUCUUCGAGAAUGAUCAGUGCCUCACACAUAAACGUACACAUGUGAAGCUACACACGGAAGAAAAUAUUUUCAAGUGUGAAAAAUGCUCCAAAGAGUUUAGAAAAAACUACCUACUUCAAAGACACUUACAUAGGCACCCAGAAGAAAAAUCACACAAGUGUGACGUUUGUUCUAUUACAUUCGCAUAUAUAGUUGACCUUAAAAAACAUAUAUGCAAGCGUUCUGAAGACAAACCUUUUAAAUGUGAUGUUUACGAUAAAAAAAUCACUCAUAAUAACCAAUGCAUACUUCACACAAGUACACAUUCAGCAGGUUCUCUAGAAACAGUUUGUAUGGAUCCACAAAAAUUAAAUCUGCAAAUGAAAGUUCAUCCAAACAAGUUCAAAUGUGAUAUUUGUUCCCAAGUGUUUACAGAAAAUGAUCAGUUCAUGCAACAUAAAUUGGUACACACUAAAGAAACUCAGCAAUGUAUGGUUGGUUCUCUAAAAUUUGAACAAAUAGAUAGUUUUACUGAACAUUUACAAUGCCACACAAAAGAAACAAUUAUCAAAUGUAACGUUUGCUCUGAAGAAUUUAAAGAAAGUGAUCAAUUAACUCAACAUAUGCUGCUACAUACCGAAGAAACGGUUUUGCAACAAGUGCUAGUAUCACAUGAAACAAACAAUGUUUCAUGUGAGACUAGCUCCCCUAUGUCUCCAGAAACUGAUCAAGCAACCCAACACUUCGAACAAAAAUCUGUGCAGCAUAUUCCAUGUGACACUACAGAAACUAAUCAAUCGACACACGAUAUGGAAAUAAAACGCUUCAAGUGUAACAUAUGUUCAAAAAGAUUUUCAUCACAUCCAUCUCUGAUUUACCAUAGACGCAUACACACGGGUGAAAAACCAUAUAAAUGUGAAAUUUGCCUGAAACGGUUUAGAGCAAAACCGUUUUUAAAUAAACAUAUGAGAUCUCAUACUGGAGAAAAAUUAAGGUGUAAAUAUUGUUUCAAACAGUUCACACAAUUUUCUUCCUUUAUGCGUCAUAUCCAAAGUCAUAUAGGUCAAAAACCCUUUCGGUGUGAUUUUUGCUUUAGGAGAUUCAACUGGAAAAAUAACCUAUAUAGACAUUUACAAGAACAUGCAGGAGAAGAACGUUUAUAGAAAAUCCCAUGUAAGAAUAGUAUAACAAUUUCAACAGAAAAUAAGUCAACUCAACCUAUGUUGGUAUAUGCAGAAAAAGAACCGUCCGAUCAAAUUUCAUUUGUUGAAUGUUCUAUAAUGUCAACAAAAAAAGAUCAGUCAUCCAAUAUAGGGGAGAGUAGUACACAAUGAGACAUGGUACACAAUAAGACAUUCUAAAUUUUUUUUUUUAAUUUAUCGCCAAGUUUCAAUUCUGCAAUCAACAUUGGUUGUGUUCACCAGACUCAAUCGCGUAGAAGCUGCUUGCACGCGGCUUAUAAUCGAUUCUGGUGAACGAUGUGCUGAUCAUGCGCUAUCUCCAAGCGGCUAUAAGCGGUCGCCAUUUUAUUCAGCCUUAAAUUUGUUGUGCUUAAUCAUCGCUGAAUGGAUGAAUAGCUUAUUCUAAUAGUCGAAUUCCGCCAACAUAUAAAUUUAUCAAAUAAAAAAUGGCAAAUUUAUUUGAAAUAGAAUAUAAAUAUAAUAACACUAUAAAAAAUAAUAUAUAAAUAAAUAUAAAAUAUCGUCCCCAAACAA